GUACACAUGUAUACGUUAUCGAUCGCAUCUAUGAUCUACAUGUAGGUGCCGAAACGAGGUUCUGGGGUAAAAUGCCGAUUGUUUCCUGAAUGUCCUUCCUAAUACGAAGCAAUGGAACUCACAGAUACUUUUUACGUCAAGGCAGAGUACAUAGAAACAGCAUCAGGAAACAAAGUGAGCCGGCAGUCAGUCCUGUGUGGCAGUCAGAACAUAGUACUCAAUGGCAAGUCCAUCAUCCAUUCCGACUGUAUCAUCAGAGGUGACCUUGCCAAUGUCAGAAUUGGCCGAAGCUGUGUCAUAGGUCAAAGGACCGUCAUCCGGCCUCCCUUCAAGAAGUUCAGCAAAGGUGUGGCUUUCUUUCCUCUACACAUUGGAGACCAUGUAUUCAUUGAGGAAGACUGCAUCGUGAAUGCUGGGCAGGUGGGAUCCUACGUGCACAUUGGGAAAAAUUGUGUCAUAGGUAGGAAGUGCGUGCUGAAGGAUUGUUGUGCAAUAGCUGAUAAUACUUAUUUGCCUCCUGAGACUGUGGUACCUCCAUUCACACUGGUAGCAGGCUCACCAGGUGUGGUUGCUGGUGAGUUACCAGAGUGCACUCAAGACCUCAUGAUUGACGUCACACGGGGCUACUACUCUCAUUUCCUUCCAGUCCAAGAAGUCAAAUGAGCAUUAACCCUCAUUGUACAUGUUAUUAAACCUUCAACUCAUGUCACGGCAGACUCUUGCAUGGCUAUGCCAAAGUAUACAAAAUAUUACUGGUGUGGGGACUUUUGAGUUAAGAUUUGAAUUUUGCUUGUAUGCCAUGAUCUUGCUCCUUCAGGUUGCAUGCCUUAGACAGGUAACGUUCCGUACUUCAUGCACAGAUUGGCCGGCUACAUACACAGACCAUCAACUGUCAAACAUUCCUGGCACAGCAUGUGUGCUCCAAAUGGUGUUGGAGGGUGGAUGGGGCUUGCAUUAGCAAAAGGUCGUAGUUCUAGGUUGUAAAAAAGUUUCAGAAAUGGUUUUUUUUACUACAGCUUCCUUUAUGAUUUCCGUCAUCAUUGUCUGGUAUAAUGACGUGGUCUGAUUCCUCACGCGCAACAUUGGAAUUCCCCAGAAGAAGGUGUUUAAUGUUGAAGAUGAGGCAGGUCAUUAUGUUGCACUGGCACUGCUCUCAGAGAGAGACAGAUAGAAGCACUUAUCCCAAAUUACAUUAACAACGCAAUUCAUUCGGUUUAGGUUUCAUAGGUGAUUAUUCUCAUGAAAUCAAGCAGUUCUGCGUUAUAUACCUAACAAAUUGCUUAACACAGGUGAACAAAAUUGGACUGAAGUUGCAAUACGCACAUUCUGUAGUUUAAAGACUAUAUUUCUUUAUUCAUAUUUACUUGAAUAAUGCUGAUGUUUUGAGGGUCAUUCUACGUAC
This is a messenger RNA of Acanthaster planci (crown-of-thorns starfish), 1402 nucleotides long. RefSeq names its product dynactin subunit 5 (gene dctn5). Gene Ontology annotation, cellular component: dynactin complex. The record is from RefSeq and is a predicted model, not a curated record. NCBI's taxonomy places the organism in Eukaryota, Metazoa, Echinodermata, Asteroidea, Valvatida, Acanthasteridae.